GCGGGCUCUCCAUUCCCUUCAACACGCAGCACGGCAGGAGCCUCAGCUUUGACAGCAGCAGCCUGUGUGUGUUACAGAGAGUGGAAGAGAAUGGCCAGAACCAAGCAGACAGCGCGCAAAUCCACCGGAGGGAAUGUUCCCCGCAAGCAGCUGGCGACCAAAGCGGCCCGCAAGAGCGCUCCGGCCACGGGCGGAGUGAAGAAACCCCAUCGCUACAGGCCCGGCACGGUGGCUCUGCGGGAGAUCCGCCGCUACCAGAAAUCCACCGAGCUGCUGAUCCGCAAACGUGCUUUCCAGCGCCUGGUGCGAGAGAUCGCUCAGGACUUCAAGAACGACCUGCGCAGGGCCCGAGUAAAACAUUAAUAGGGAGUCAGUUGAACAAUAAAGUUAGUAAACAAUAAAGCACCAGUCAAGCGAUUGCAGACGUUGGAACAUGGCUUUGAAUGAUAUUAAAAGGGACAGGCGUCACGUCAGUAAUACAUUUCAGGGGAUCUCGUUGAAGACACAGAUCGCACAAGCGGCAGUGAUUAGAAUAUACGCCGCUGUGAAUGUUAUAUAACUUUCACAUGCUUCAUUAUAGUAGCGCAGUAUUAAUUCCGGGAUUAAAUUCCCUCUGUGCCCCUUGGUGUUCCCACCAGCUGUAACUAUAUGAUCAUUGCUGAGAAAGCAGGCGGGAAAACAUGGCGCCAAAUCAUCAACCGUUUUCUUUCAAAUUUGAAAAUCCUGCCAAAAUGUAGAUUCGAGAAGGAAGCAUUCGUAUUUAGUCAUUAAUUUGCAAUUUUUUUUCCAGUAAUGAGUCUAGAAGCUAUUUGAAAGAUUCGAGAUUGUCUUCGGAGGGAAUGAAUAACAUCAUUCAGCCCUGUGAGGAUUUCACGAAAGUUCUUCGGCGCAAUGCGCAUUAAUAACGAACACCGCCUUUAGAUAUUAUUUUAAUACCGUGCCCCC
Messenger RNA from Hemiscyllium ocellatum (epaulette shark), 945 nucleotides. RefSeq lists its product as uncharacterized. Lineage: Eukaryota; Metazoa; Chordata; Chondrichthyes; Orectolobiformes; Hemiscylliidae. Gene Ontology annotation, molecular function: DNA binding; structural constituent of chromatin; protein heterodimerization activity. Gene Ontology annotation, cellular component: nucleosome. Bases 91 to 363 code for a protein of 90 amino acids. The record is from RefSeq and is a predicted model, not a curated record. The transcript has a single exon.